AUGCCUUCUGAUACUCAGUUACCUCCUAAGGGUCCAAACAAACCAAACCAGCUGCCUACUCCAAGGGGUGAGAAGCGUAAUGCUGAUGGAACAAUCAAGGAACAGCCUGGCCAGGUGCCUCACUUGGGCCUGGCUGCUGGAGAUACCCCUUUGCCAUCAGAUACCCUCGCACUUGCUCCUGAAGGCCAAGAUAGAGACAUGAGUGAGUUUUCAGGGGGGUAUGACACUGAAGGAGAGCUUGGUGCGGAUGAGAUGGAAGAAGAUGAGGAAGAAGAUGAAGAGGAUGAAUCUGAGCGCGAUGACGAAGAUAAACAACAAGAUACCGAAGGUAAAAAGAAGGGAAAGAGACCAGACCGCGACUUUGGUCCGGGCAAUGGCAACGGCAACGGAAAUAGCAAUGGCAACGGUAACGGCCAUGGAAAUGGUGGGGAUGCUGGAGAUGAUGGCUACGAGGGUGAUUCUGAUGACAGUGGAGCGUCUACUGACUGCAACUUUGAUGAUGAUGAAUCCGAUGGAGCUCCCGUCUUUGAGCCAAAUAAUGACGGAGAAGUCCCCAGUCUAGACAGUGUUGACCCUAGGACCUUUGGUGAGAUCGUUUUUGAUACCAUUGAGAGCCAUAUGCAGAGCCGAGUUUGGGUUCCAGAUGAGGAAUCUAUUGCAAUGAUUGAGAACGAGACUGAAGGGAAUAGUCUCUUCCAAAACAACGCCUUUCAACUUCCAGGAGAAGGUAGUAGUUCGUCCGAAAGCGUGCACUACUAUGACCUUGAUGAUCUUUAUUAUGCAGAAUCAGUUGAAGAGACCAGCGAUGAGAGCAAUGAAGAUAGAGAAGGCAAUGGGUCUGAUAAUGAAUCUGAAGCUCAAAUUGAGGAAGCUAGAAACGAGGAUGGUGACGAGGCAACAACAUCUUCCGUUUCUACUGAUGAUACCCACGCUGAUGACAACAACAAUGAUGAUAUGGAGUACAACGAUGAUACCCCAUACCCACACCCCAUUGCUACGGAGGACAUGAAUACCUGGUACACUGAUCCGAUUCUUGCCAAUGUUAUCGGUCAUGAAGCUUUCAACAGACUCUUCCCUGGGCGUAAUACCACCAGCUCCCAGCAGAAUACAGCCAGCAGAACCAGAAUCUGGGAAGAUGAACCAGAGGAUACACCAGAGGAUUUGCCAGAACAGCCAACGUCUCCUAUUAUCAUUGACGACCUUGACACCCCCAGCACCAGUCCCGGGCCUGAAGAGGAAAAUAAGGAGAACAAAUACCCCGAAAGUGAUACCCCAGAAAUGGAGAGCGAGGUUGAGAAUGGUAUCCUGGAAGAAGCCGCUCCAGGUCCAUCUUCCUCCAGUAACCCUCAGCCGUGGGUGAACCGCUAUAGUCCAGUGGAGCCCAGAGAACGCCAGCCAAUGUUCUUCGGAGCUGACCUUCGGCCAGUUCCAUCUUUAGCCGGAAGAGUCCCAGUACUUAACGUCAAUCCAAAUGGCCCAAGAACUCAAGUCCAUGAAUGGUUCGGGGGAGUUGGCGCGAACAUCCAAGAUGUGCCAGAAUAA
Messenger RNA from Trichophyton benhamiae CBS 112371, 1542 nucleotides. RefSeq lists its product as uncharacterized. The record is from RefSeq and is a predicted model, not a curated record. NCBI's taxonomy places the organism in Eukaryota, Fungi, Ascomycota, Eurotiomycetes, Onygenales, Arthrodermataceae. Bases 1 to 1542 code for a protein of 513 amino acids. The transcript is spliced from 3 exons.